This is a messenger RNA of Punica granatum (pomegranate), 3621 nucleotides long. NCBI's taxonomy places the organism in Eukaryota, Viridiplantae, Streptophyta, Magnoliopsida, Myrtales, Lythraceae. The record is from RefSeq and is a predicted model, not a curated record.
AUGGGACCCAAAUGUGCGAGGCGGGGUCGACGUAGGUACCGUACAGCCGGGAAUUUAGCUGAUCAGAAUGAGCCUAUAACAGAAGAUCAAGUGUCUCAAGCUCCUCAAGAAGCUGCUGAGGCUCCCAGGAAUCAAGAUCCGCCAAUCCACCAAACAUUAGCCGCCAUGACUCGCCUAGUUGAGCAGCAAGCGCAACUAAUUGAGCAACAAACGGCUUUCUUCAAGAGGCAAGCAGCACAGCCGAGUGCAUCCACAUCUCACAUGGAGCAACAACUGACGCCGUAUGAAAGGUUUAGGAAAUAUGGUCCAUCUAGUUUUUCGGGAAGUGCUGAUCCUAUAGAAGCGGAGAAUUGGAUAGCUGGAAUGGAAAGAAUUUUCUCAAUCAUGGAGGUUUCAGACACCCAACGUGUGGCACUCGCAACAUUUAUGCUAGAAGGGGAUGCUCAGUACUGGUGGGAGGCUACUCAGAGACGACUGGACCCGAACUCCUCACACGUUAUCACUUGGGCUGAGUUUACGCAAGCAUUUUAUAACAAAUGUGGCAUAAAGGGACAUGUACAAAGGAACUGUAAGCAGCUUAUAGUUGCGGCAUCUAGCAGUGCUAGUGUGGGCAAUAGGCCAUUGGUGGUGAGAGGCCGUGGGCAGAUGAGUAGCAAUAAAGGUGUGCAAAGCCAAGGGGGCGGAUCGAUGGUGAGCUCAGCAGGCCAGACAAAUAGACCAAUGACGCAGGGUAGAGUGUUCACCUUAACGAAGCGGGAUGCAGAAGCUACUCCUACUGUUGUGACGGCUACACCGAUCGGGGAAAGUGUGGUAGUUGGGGAAGUGUAUCGCAGUUGUAGGCUACAGUUAGGGGAUAAGGAAAUGUUAGUAGAUUUAAUACCCUUAAGCAUUUGGGAUUUUGAUGUUAUCCUCGGGAUGGAUUGGCUUGCUUCUCACUAUGCUUCGGUGGAGUGUUACAAGAAGGAGGUUAUCUUUAGAAUACCGAAUGAGCCUGAAUUUAAGUUUCAUGGAGAUCAGUUGGGUGUUCCAUUCAAUGUUAUAUCAUCCCUCGAGGUGACGAAACUUUUGAAAAUGGGGUGUGAGGGAUAUUUGGCACAUGUGGUUGCUACCAAGGUCGACUCACUGAAACUUAGUGAAAUUCCAAUAGUCUGCGAGUUUCCAGAUGUUUUUCCAGAUGAUUUGCCUAGCCUUCCGCCUGAUAGAGAGAUUGAGUUUACUAUAGAGUUGGAGCCCGUUACGGUGCGCAAUAAAUAUCCUUUACCUAGGAUAGAUGACUUGUUUGACCAGCUCCGAGGUGCUACCGUCUUCUCGAAGAUCGAUCUUAGAUCGGGAUACUACCAGCUGAAGAUCAAGGACUCUGAUGUGCCCAAGACUGCUUUUCGCACACGGUAUGGACAUUAUGAAUUCCUUGUGAUGCCUUUUGGGUUAACAAAUGCUCCAGCAGCUUUUAUGGAUUUAAUGAAUAGAGUCUUCCAGCCAUAUCUUGAUCGGUUUGUGGUGGUUUUCAUCGAUGAUAUAUUGGUAUACUCGAGGAACCGUGCUCCCCUGACUCGGUUAACGCGGAAGAGUGUGAAGUUUGAAUGGACAGAUGAGUGUGAGCAAAGUUUCCAGGAGUUGAAGAAGAGAUUGACUACUGCCCCGGUGCUCAUUAUUCCGUCCACGGAUGAGGGAUUUGUGAUCUAUAGUGAUGCAUCCCAUCAAGGCUUAGGCUGUGUAUUAAUGCAAUGUGGCAGAGUGGUGGCUUAUGCAUCUAGGCAACUAAGGAACCAUGAGAAGAAUUACCCAACGCAUGAUCUUGAAUUGGCAGCUAGUUUGAAAUAUUUGUUUACUCAGAAAGAACUCAACUUGAGACAGAGGAGAUGGAUGGAACUAAUCAAAGAUUAUGAUUGCACGAUCAACUAUCAUCCAGGAAAGGCAAAUGUUGUGGCAGAUGCACUGAGUCGGAAAUCAUCAGCAAGAUUAGCUGGUAUGUGGAGUGUUCACAACACACUUAUUAAUGAGUUGAGGUCAUUAGAAGUUAAAUUAGAGGCGACCAGUUCUGGAACAUUGAUGGCUAUUUAUGAUGUGAAACCAGUGUUAAUUGAUCGAAUUCGAGAAGCGCAACAAUUAGAUCCAUUUUUGGUAGAGAUGAAAAACAAAAUUAAGGAAGGCAGAGUGAAAGAAGGCAAGAAGUUUGAAUUUCUUUUGAAAGAGGAUGACACACUCAUGUUUGGGAAUCGAAUUUGUAUACCUGAUGACGUUGAGUUAAAGAGAGAAAUUCUAGCACAGGCUCAUAGCUCACCGUAUGCGAUGCACCCCGGAAGUACUAAGAUGUAUUAUAAUUUGAAGAGAAGCUAUUGGGGGUAUAACAUGAAAAAGGAGAUAGCUGAAUUUGUUUCCAAGUGUCUAGUAUGUCAACAAGUUAAAGCGGAACAUCAACACCCAUCCGGGUUAUUACAACCUCUUCCGGUACCUGAAUGGAAAUGGGAGAAGAUCACCAUGGAUUUUGUCUCGGGACUUCCACGAACACGAAGAGGGCAUAAUUCUAUAUGGGUGAUCGUUGAUAAACUGACUAAAUCUGCUCACUUCCUACCAGUUAAAACGACAUUUUGUGCUGACCAAUUGGCGCAAUUGUUCAUUAAAGAGAUUGUGAGGUUGCACGGUGUGCCGGUAUCUAUAGUAUCAGACAGAGGUUCCUAUUUUACUUCCAAGUACUGGAAUAGUUUUGUUACGGCUCUGGGCACGAAGUUGAAUUUGACCACUGUUUUUCAUCCCGAAUCAGACUGGCAAAGCGAAAGGACCAUUCAAACAUUGGAGGAUAUGUUAAGAGCGUGUGUUAUAGAAUUUCAAGGCAGCUGGGAUGACUACCUUCCUUUGAUGGAAUUCGCCUAUAAUAACAGUUAUCAAUCUAGUAUUGGAAUGGCACCAUAUGAGUCGCUUUAUGGUCGGGCUUGUCGAACACCUUUGUGUUGGAAUGAAGUUGGAGAGAGGCAAUUAACUGGACCGGAAAUAGUCGACUUAACAGCUGAAAAGGUCAAGGUUAUCCGAGAAGUAUUAAAGACCGCUCAAGGGCGACAAAAAAAUUAUGCAGAUAAACUAAGAAAUGACCUCGAGUUUCAGCAAAGAGAUCGAGUUUUCUUAAAAGUAUCACUGUGGAAGGGUAUUCUAAGAUUUGGCAAGAAAGGAAAGCUUAGUCCCAGAUAUAUCGGGCCAUACGAGAUUCUGGAGCGCAUUGGGAAGGUGGCAUACCGGCUGGCUCUACCCCCUGAACUAUUCCGUAUUCAUAACAUGUUUCAUGUGUCAAUGUUGCGUAAGUAUAUACCAGACCCAUCCCAUGUUCUGAGUUAUCAACCGGUGGAGCUAAAUGAAGACUUGACAUAUGAAGAAGAGCCAGUGGAGAUUUUAGAUAGAAAAGAGCAGGUCCUUCGAACCAAGAAAAUUCCCUUAGUAAAGGUGUUGUGGAAGAGUCAUUCGAGAAAAGAAGCCACUUGGGAACCCGAGGAUUCUAUGAGAGUCAAAUAUCCAUAUCUUUUCCCGAUAUCAGGUUCCUCUUUGCUGCCCUGGGAGCUGGAAGAAGAAGAACAGUGGCUGAGUUGGGCGGGAAUGGCAGGGGCAACGGUCAGAAGCCCUGACCGGUCCUGA